This is a messenger RNA of Trypanosoma theileri, 1248 nucleotides long. RefSeq lists its product as uncharacterized. Bases 1 to 1248 code for a protein of 415 amino acids. The record is from RefSeq and is a predicted model, not a curated record. NCBI's taxonomy places the organism in Eukaryota, Euglenozoa, Kinetoplastea, Trypanosomatida, Trypanosomatidae. The transcript has a single exon.
AUGAUGAUGAUGCGCCGUGUGUUGUGUGUGUUGGCCGUUGUGCUGUGCUGUUCCUGCGGGUAUACCAUGACGGCUGCUGCUCAGAACUCGCUGCCGGAGGGAAGAGGGGCGCAAGGUGGGGCUGUUAAUAAUAAUAGGGGUAUAUAUCAUCCUGGUGUGUCGGAUCUUGACGUUAUUUAUGACGUUUUAAAGUUGAACAAAACUGAAGUUCAACUCCAACAAAAAGAACUGUCUGAGAAACGUCGUGCAGCUGCAAAGGGACCAAAACUUGAUGUGACUUUACAGAUGAAAGCAGAUGGACUUGGUGCCGGUGGUGUUGAUUCGGAGUGCCGUACUGGUACUACUGAUACUCACGGUAAAUGUAGUGGUACUGAAGUACCGCGGACGGGGGAAAACGAAAAGAAAGGUUGGGAUGUAUCGAAUGAAGAUAUUACUGAAAGGGAUAAUACAAAAAAGAGGUAUUAUCAUCCCGGUGUGUCGGAUCUAGAUGCCAUUUAUCACGUUUUAAAUCUGACAAAAGAUGACAUAAAACGCGAAAGAGAUGCCGAUGUCGCGAGACAGAGUGGUAGUGUCAGACAGGUUACCGUUGGCGCUGGUCAUGUUACUGGCACUGGAUCAAAACCCGGUGGGACUUUACAGACGAAGGAAGAGGAUGUUCAUCAUCAUGGCACGUCUCUUGGAGAGGGACAGCUGGAAACACAAAAUAGACAUGAAAGACAGGAGUUAGGGGAUCCUGAAAGUGCACUUCAACAGACGAAGGACACACGGGAGAAUGAAAACCUGGUUCAAGAAGACCGUGAGGUGGCCCGCCCAUCAGUACCUGCUGUAGGUGAGCCAGAGUCAAUUCCUGUUGUAACUACAUCUAAAGAUCCUUCACCUACAGAAGGCGCAGAGUCACACAGUGCACCAGAAGGUACACCAGAAUCAGAAAGAACUGAAAAUCCACCAACAGGGGAACACUCAACUGAAGAGGUUGAUACCAAUCAAACAAACCCACAAUCACAGUCUGAAAGUACCCCAACAACUUCACAAGAAACAAAUACCACUACUCCACCGAGCACCGAGAACACUACCACAGAAGCACCAACUGAAACACCAUCUCCUGUACCCAAUCCAGAGAUCAACACUUUUGCCUCCACUGUGCAGAAGAAUAAGGGUAAUGUUGACAGCAGUCUCAGCCCUGUGUGGAUGCGCACUGCAGCACCGCUGCUGAUUGUGGCUGUGUUGUUCUCCGCUACUGUGUACUAA